Molecule: messenger RNA, 1508 nt
Organism: Hypoxylon fragiforme
Lineage: Eukaryota; Fungi; Ascomycota; Sordariomycetes; Xylariales; Hypoxylaceae
Product: dihydroorotate dehydrogenase
Exons: 2
Coding region: 203-1309 (368 amino acids)
Biological process (GO): 'de novo' pyrimidine nucleobase biosynthetic process; pyrimidine nucleotide biosynthetic process
Cellular component (GO): cytoplasm
Molecular function (GO): dihydroorotate dehydrogenase activity
Source: RefSeq, a predicted model, not a curated record
CCUACCUACCUACCUACCUACAUACAUACAUACCUAAGGUUACCUAGGUAUAUAUAAAAGGGGGCGAAUUACGUUUAUUUAUAAUUAGGUUAGGUACCUACUUAUUGAUCUAUUCAUUCACAUGCAUCUAUAAUCUACUAGGUACCUAGGUUAGUCGGAUUGAUUUUGAUACCUACCUACCUACCUAUACAUAUCACCACCAAUGGAGCCGCAGCAGCAGCCGCAGCCGUUGCCGCCGGCCCUCCACAUCGACCCGCCGCUGCUCAACUCGGCGAACCCGUGGGCGACGACGCUCGAGGAUCUGAAGGCCUUGCUCGAGUGCGAGGACACGGGCGCCGUGACCACGCGCACGGCGACGCUGGAGGGGUUCCCGCAUGAUGAUGCUGUUCAUCAGUACACCUUCUUCACCCCCGACGGGAGCAGCAACAGUCACGGCAACGACGACGCCGCGAGCCUGAACAACAUGGGCUACAGCCCGCUGCCGCUAGCCACCUAUCUCGAGUUCAUCGAGACGCUGUCCACCACCACCACCACCACCACCACCUCAACCUCGGACAAGACCGACAAAAAACUCUUCAUCGUCUCCGUGACAGGAACCCCCGACGCCACAGCGCAAGCCUACUCGCUCGUCGCGCAGCUCGCUCACCGGGUCGCCAACCCUCUCGCGCUCGAGGUCAACCUCAGCUGCCCCAACAUCCCCGGCGCGCCGCCGCCCGCCUACGACGCCCGCGCGCUCAGCGCGUACCUGGAGAAGCUGUCGGAGGCGGCGUCGGCGGAAGCGAAAAGAAAAAGAAUCCCCUGGGGCAUCAAAACCCCGCCGUACACGACGCCCGCGCAGUUCGACGUGGUGAUCGAGGCGCUGCUGCGCGCGGCCGCGGCGACGGCGACGCCCGAGGGCGAGGUGUGCCCCGUGAGCUUUGUCACGGCGACGAAUACGCUGGGCUCGUGUCUGGUGUUGGAGGAUAUGGUUACCACCACCACUGAGGGAGGAGAAAAGGGUAGCAAUAAUCCACCGAAGCUACCAAGCUCCACGCACGGCCUUGGCGGCAUGGCCGGCCCGCCGCUGCACCCCUUGGCUCUGGGGAACGUCGCGUCCCUGCGGCGGAGGCUGGACGCGAGCGAGAAGACGCGGCACGUGCAGAUUAUUGGCGUCGGUGGCGUGGGCGACGCUGCUGGGUACCGGCGGAUGCGUAGCGUGGGGGCCGUGGCGGUGGGGGUGGGGACGGCGCUGGGGAGGAAGGGGGUUGCGGUGUUUGGGGAGAUUAGGGAUGGGUUGGUAGGGGAAGGAGAAAAGGGGGAAAGUUGGUAGCUAACUAGCCCCUUUUUUAAACGGAGAAGAAUAUACAUAUGUAUCUCGUGAUUUAUACAACCCCUUUUGGUACCUACCUACUUAAUCGUCGUCUCAAACAUAGGUAGUAUGUACAUAUUGCAAGAUUUGCUCACUCGUUUACAAUCGAUAUUCUGGGUACUCAGAUAGAUGUAGAAACCCUUUUUUGUGUGAAUUAGAC